AUGUCGCUGUUUUCAGGAAGAAAUAAGGAAAAGGAUAAGGAUUUGUUGGGAAGUAAGAAAUGUCAGUUUUAUGUGGAAUUUCUAGGUUGGAUGGAAUGCCGUGGAUUACAAGGUGAAUACUAUACAGAACCAGUGAUACGUGAACUUCGACGUCGACAACGGAAUAUGGACACACCACCUAAAUUGACUCUUCAAGUAAGCAAAAAGGAAAUAAAAGUUUCUCAAGAUUGUGAAGACAAAAAGAAACGGAACAUUAAGAAAGUCCGCUUCCCAACAAUUCCUUCCAGGGAUGUUACGUACGCAGUUCAAAGUCGAGAUGCGAGCGGACGUUUGGACGAUACUGUAGCUUGUAUAUAUCUAGGAUUCAUGCCCCGUACACAAAAAUAUGUACACGUUCACGUUUAUAGAUUUGACGAACCGGACACUGCUUCUACCUUUGUGAAACUUUUGUCUCAAAUUGUAGAUAUGAACAGGGAUCGUAUUGUGGACGAAGAACAGAAACUAGCCAGUUGGGGAGAAAUCGAACGUUUAGAUCUACCUGAUAAUAUGAGUGAUCAACACACCAAUGAUUCGGCCACUGGAUCUAAUGGUAGUAACUUUAGUGGUGAUGACGAUUCUCCUGCAUUCAAUAAUUACGAAAUAGACUCUGAUUUACAAAGUUUAAAAGACGUUAAAUUGUACGAUUCCGUUGCCGAUGAGUUGCGGUCACGUCUUGGAUUAGCGGAACUGAAAGAAAGUGCCCCAAUUCUCUUACCUCCCAAAGAUUAUGACACCAUUAGCAGAGCCCGGGGCAACCUCAUGGACUACGAAAAACGUCGAUGCUUACAGCUGAAUAUCGUUGGUGGUAUACACACUGAAAACCAAUCAAACAACCAUCAAAACCUCAAAAUGAGAAAUUCAUCAGGUGAAAGUGGAAUCGAUCUCCCUUCUCCGAGCAGUUCUGAGAAUAGCAGCCGACCAACUAUCUUCUCUUCUGGUAAUACUUCACCAUCAACUCCACCAGCACAUGGCAGCGAAUUCGCCUACCCUCCCCGUAGCCCUCGUGUAGAUCCAACUUAUGGCACAAAUAGUCCUCGCUUUGAUUCACAAUAUGUACCAAAUAGCCCUAGAGUUGAUAAUACAUAUUAUGGCAAAGGACGACCAGUGGAACAUAGCCCUCUUGGUGCCAGACGCAGUGCCCCAACCAAUUACAAUGGUUACACGUAUAGAAGUGAUGGUUCCCGCCACAGCAGCAACUCACGACAUUCAGACGAGAGAGAUGACGAGUAUGAUUAUCGAUUAAAAUUGAAAAGCCCACCAACAGAUUACCAACUGUCACCUGAUUAUGUGGAGAUGAGGCGACCUGGUGGAUCCCGGGGUGGAAAUUUGGCCAACAGUAUGCCACAGGAAGUUUUAUCUCGAGAAAUGGAUAAUGUCAAAAAUUCUUAUUCUCCUAUCCAGAUACGACGUGGCCAACAACAACAACAGGAUCCUCAAUUUCUGGAAGUUUACGAUCGCCGCCCUGGUGGAUAUCAAGUUCGUAGAGUUCAGUCCAUGUACAGAUGA
Messenger RNA from Lottia gigantea (owl limpet), 1545 nucleotides. RefSeq lists its product as hypothetical. The transcript has a single exon. The record is from RefSeq and is a predicted model, not a curated record. The coding region runs from base 1 to 1545 and encodes 514 amino acids. NCBI's taxonomy places the organism in Eukaryota, Metazoa, Mollusca, Gastropoda, Lottiidae.